ACAAAAAUAACACCACACCGCUCUCCUCACUUUGUUUCUUCAUCUUCCUUUCUCUCCUCUUCCUUCACAAUUUGACGCUUUCUCAACCUUCUUCCUCGUCGAUGGAUCCCACCAGAGCUUUUGUGAAAAGUGUCAAACGAGUUAUCGUCAAGGUUGGAACAGCCGUGGUUACUCGUAGUGAUGGAAGAUUAGCAUUGGGAAGACUUGGAGCUCUCUGCGAACAGCUAAAAGAGCUAAAUGAUAAGGAUUAUGAGGUUAUAUUAGUGACUUCAGGUGCAGUUGGUCUUGGCCGACAAAGACUAAGAUAUCGAAGAUUGGUCAAUAGCAGCUUUUCGGAUCUUCAAAAUCCACAAGGAGACCUUGAUGGGAAAGCAUGUGCAGCUGUUGGGCAGAGUAGUCUCAUGGCUCUCUACGAUAUCAUGUUUAGUCAGCUUGAUGUAACUUCGUCCCAACUUCUUGUAAACGAUGGGUUCUUCAGGGAUACAGCUUUCAGAAAACAAUUGUCAGACACUGUGAGCGCAUUAUUAGAUUUAAGGAUUAUCCCCAUUUUCAAUGAAAAUGAUGCCGUUAGUACUAGGAAGGCGUCCUACGAGGAUUCUUCUGGUAUCUUCUGGGACAAUGACAGUUUGGCAGGUCUAUUGGCUCUAGAACUUAAAGCUGACCUCCUUGUUCUAUUGAGUGACGUUGAGGGUCUUUAUAGUGGCCCUCCGUCUGACCCUAAGUCAAAGUUAAUUCACACAUAUGUAAAAGAAAAGCAUCAAAGUGAAAUUACUUUCGGAGAAAAAUCAACAUACGGAAGAGGGGGUAUGACUGCGAAAGUUAACGCGGCUGUUUGUGCUGCUUUUGCUGGCACACCUGUCAUUAUUACUAGUGGCUUUGCUACAGACAACAUCAUAAGAGUGCUUCGAGGGGAAAGAAUUGGUACUAUCUUCCAUAAAGAUGCUCAUUUGUGGACCAGUAUAAAGGAAGUGAGUGCUCAUGAAAUGGCAGUUGCAGCACGACAUAGUUCUAGACGACUUCAGGUGAGUGAAGUUACAUGUAUAAAAUGUGAAGGGCAGUUUGGUAGUCUUGUUUUAUUACAUAAUUGGUGCUUCUGGUUUCAGCUCCUAAAUUCUGAAGAAAGAAGAAAAAUAUUGCUGGCAAUAGCUGAUGCAUUAGAGAAUAAUGAAGGUUCGAUAAGGCUUGAGAAUGGAGCUGAUGUUGCUGAUGCAGAGGAGAUCGGAUAUGACAGAGCACUCAUAUCACGUUUAACCCUGAGACCCGAGAAGAUCUCUAGUCUUGUAAAGUCUGUUCGCCUUCUGGCUAACAUGGAAGAACCCAUUGGUCAGAUUUUAAAGAGAACUGAGCUUGCAGACAAACUCGUCCUGGAAAAAAUAUCAUGUCCUUUAGGUGUUCUCCUGGUUAUAUUUGAAUCUCGACCGGAUGCCCUUGUUCAGAUAGCUGCAUUGGCAAUUCGAAGUGGAAAUGGUUUACUUCUUAAAGGAGGAAAGGAAGCCAAACGAUCAAAUGCAAUCUUACACAAGGUUAUUACUUCGGCUAUUCCAGAUACAGUGGGUGCCACACUCAUUGGGCUUGUGACUUCAAGAGAAGAGAUUCCAGAUCUGCUCAAGCUUGAUGACACGAUAGAUCUAGUGGUCCCUAGAGGCAGUAAUAAGCUUGUUUCUCAAAUCAAGGAUGCAACAAAGAUUCCUGUUCUUGGUCAUGCUGAUGGAAUAUGUCAUGUAUACGUUGACAAAUCAGCAAAUAUCGAUAUGGCAAAGCAGAUCAUUAGGGAUGCAAAGACUGAUUACCCUGCGGCUUGCAAUGCAAUGGAAACCCUUCUUGUACACGAAGAUCUGUCAAGCAAUGGUGGACUUGUUGAACUUGUUGCUGAACUCCAACGCGAAGGCGUUAAAGUAUAUGGUGGACCAAGAGCCAGUGCCUUGUUAAAUAUUUCUGGAACAAACUCUUACCAUCUGGAGUAUAGCUCACUAGCUUGUACAGUUGAAAUUGUAGAUGAUGUAUAUGCUGCCAUCGACCACAUACAUCAACAUGGAAGUGCACAUACUGAAUGCAUUGUUGCAGAAGACUGUGAAGUUGCUGAAGCUUUCUUAAAUCAGGUUGACAGUGCUGCUGUAUUCCACAAUGCAAGUACAAGGUUUUGUGAUGGAGCUCGAUUUGGCCUUGGUGCAGAGGUUGGAAUAAGCACAAGCCGAAUUCAUGCCAGAGGUCCUGUCGGAGUUGAAGGGUUGUUAACAAAUAGAUGGAUAUUGAGAGGAAGCGGGCAUGUUGUAAAUGGUGAUCGAGGGAUCACCUAUACGCACAAGAAUCUACCAGUAAAAGCAUAAAUGCGCAGCUAGAGAUUGUUAAGGAUUAUCGCCAUUCACCUCAUUAAACCAGCAGCAAUUUUUCUGUUAUAUUUUUCUCGUACAGAAGUUUCUGCUGCCGUCCGUGCAAUGUGUAUUUUGACUUCCAUAUUUACCCCUUCCCAGAUUUUUUUUCCUUAUCUGGAACAUGCUUAGGGGAAAUAAAAUAACUGCACGAAUGAUUAGGCUAUGUACUCGGGAUUUUUUUUUAUUAAAUUACUGCUUGAGAUUGUGAAACAGCAAUGCAGUGACAAAUAGGAUUAUACAUUUAUGGUUUUGAACAGCAAUAUAACCUUCUGAAGUUGCCUAAUUAUGUUCU
Molecule: messenger RNA, 2664 nt
Organism: Vigna angularis (adzuki bean)
Lineage: Eukaryota; Viridiplantae; Streptophyta; Magnoliopsida; Fabales; Fabaceae
Product: delta-1-pyrroline-5-carboxylate synthase
Exons: 19
Coding region: 102-2327 (741 amino acids)
Cellular component (GO): cytoplasm
Molecular function (GO): glutamate-5-semialdehyde dehydrogenase (NADP+) activity; glutamate 5-kinase activity; ATP binding
Source: RefSeq, a predicted model, not a curated record